UCGGACCCUUUUUCUGAAAUUCUGACUGCCGGUCUUACCGCCGGAUCCUGUUGAUGAUUGGGCGUCAGAUGGCUUCGUCCUGAAGCACGCACACUGGCACGUCCUAGAUCUGCAGGACAAGUGCCUCGCCCUGAGUGGUCGCAUGGCCAUAUGCACGCGGUCCAGCCCCCCUUCAUGUUCCCUCCAACUUGCUCUGUGACUUGUGUCCCAUGGUUCGCGACCACUGGCAUCCUCCGAAGCCUAAGCACCGUGGCAGCUAAGGUAGUGUGCAUGUCGACGAAGGCAAAAACAAGGGCCAAAAGGGAGAUCGAUCACCUUACCUCGACUUGUUUGGGUUCCGGGCUGCAGCGAGUAAGCGUGGCUUUACUCCAAAGCUCAAGCUCUGUCCGCCGCCGCCUCGCCGUUUCUUUCUCACCACCAACUGUCCACACCUUUCUUUUCGCCUCGUUUCGAUCUUGCAACCCUCCCCAUCCAAAAUCAGGAACCAGGACAAGCUCCAACCGACAACCCAUUCCCAAGGCAGCUCAGGUGUGGUGGCCACAAGGAGGGAGGGGGUCUUCUGCGUGGCUUACUCCGAACCACCUUAUUUUCACUUUCUCACUCGCCUCAACUCACUUCUCUCACAUUAACCUUUCUCCAACGCGACGUGCAGUGGGAAAGAAGAAGGGCUCGGGAACUGGCCAGACUUGGCUUCUCAGGGAGGACAGCCACUGGUCUGGCUCGCUCAGCUCACUGCACACGUUCACCGAGCUCAUCAAAUUUUGACUCACUCUCAUCUCACUCUGCCGACCUCUCACCUAAACGGCCGCAUUCCUCACCUUUUUCAUUCGCGCUUCACCUUUGCGACACUUACUCGGCUUCAAGCCCAUAGACUUCACUGUCCCGACGACACCC
Molecule: messenger RNA, 894 nt
Organism: Colletotrichum godetiae
Lineage: Eukaryota; Fungi; Ascomycota; Sordariomycetes; Glomerellales; Glomerellaceae
Exons: 1
Coding region: 151-765 (204 amino acids)
Source: RefSeq, a predicted model, not a curated record